AUGCAUUUGACCCAUAAUGAGCAAAUCACAACUCUGGAAGAUGUCCGGAGACACCUUGAGUUAGAGGAGGAACGACUUGAGGCUGCAAAGCCAAUAGCUGAGUUACACAUGGCAACAACCUCCAAAACCAAGAGCGAUUCAAAGAAAGGGAAAUGGGGAAAGAAGAGAGGGCCACCUCAAGUUCAGCCUGCUAAAAGAGCAAAGACUGAAAAAGUCAAGAACAGACGUCCCAAACGUGUGAAAGUUGAUAAAGUGAAAUGCUAUAAUUGUGACAAGAAGGGUCACUAUGUUAGAGAUUGCUUUGAGCCUCCUAGAAAGGUAUUUCACGAUGCACGAAUUAGUGAACUUUGUGUUUCUAGUUCUGUUUUUCUAACUGAAUCUAAUCCUUUGUGGAUUGUAGACUCAGGAGCAACGGACCACAUAGCCUGGGAACGCAAUGCCUUUGUUGAAUUUCGGCGAGUUCCACGUGUAGCAAAGUGGAUAUAUGUAGGUAACAACAAUAAAGUUAGUGUUGAAGGGAUCAGUACAUGCAAGUUAGUCCUGCGUGGUAGUCGAGACCUAAUACUACACGAGGUUCUCUUUGCACCAACCAUUUGCUAG
Messenger RNA from Nicotiana tabacum (common tobacco), 600 nucleotides. The record is from RefSeq and is a predicted model, not a curated record. NCBI's taxonomy places the organism in Eukaryota, Viridiplantae, Streptophyta, Magnoliopsida, Solanales, Solanaceae.